Vicia faba (fava bean) is the source of this 2697-nucleotide messenger RNA. Lineage: Eukaryota; Viridiplantae; Streptophyta; Magnoliopsida; Fabales; Fabaceae. The record is from the annotation of a GenBank genome assembly.
AUGGACAAUCUAUCCCCUUUACAUCACCUUAAUCCUUAUUCUCAUCAAAACCCUAAAAGAAAUCACAUGCUACCUAAAAGCCUUCCACCUCCUUCAAUUUCUCUUCCAAUUCCAGAUGCCCAUUUCCCCCCUUCUUCUCCUUUUCAAUUUUCUCCUCCAAAAGUUUCUCCUUUUUUUCACCCUUUUGAUGAAUUCAAUGAGUUAACAACUUUGAAUUCUGUCAAGGAAAUGCAUGCCCAGAUGGUUAAAAACCCUAAAAAUGUGAACUUUACUACAAUUGAUGGAACCGUGAUGAGAAACUAUUUGGAGUUUGGUGAUUUUGUAUCAGCAAUAAAAGUGUUCUUUGUGGGUUUUGCAAGGAAUUAUCUUCUGUACCAUUCUUUUGUGGAAGAAUUUGAAAGUUUUGGAGGUGACCCAUCUGAGAUUUUGGUGGUUUUCAAUGAAUUGCAUAGUAAAGGUGUGGAAUUUGAUAGUAUAGCUUUCACCUUUAUUCUGAAAAUUUGUAUGGCUUUAAAGGAUCUGUGUGUUGGUUUGGAAAUUCAUGCUUGUUUGAUCAAGAAAGGGUUUCAUGAUGAUGUACACUUGAAUUGUGCAUUGAUCAAUUUCUAUGAGAAAUGUUGGAGUAUAGAUAAGGCAAAUCAAGUAUUUUAUGAGACUCCAAAUCAAGAAGAUUUUUUGUGGAAUACAAUAGUUAUGGCGAAUUUGAGGAGCGAGAAAUGGAAGAAUGCCUUAGAGUUGUUUGGUAAUAUGCAGAGAGUUUCUGCAAAAGCCACUUCUGGCCUCAUUGUCAAGAUGUUGCAAGCAUGUGGAAAAUUCAGAGCUCUCGAUGAAGGAAAACAGCUUCAUGGCUUGUCGUCUUGGAACUCAAUAAUUUCGAGUUAUACGGUCGGUGGCUGUUUGAGUGAUGCAUUUGAUAUUUUCGCCAAAGAAAUGGAGUGUUCUGGUAUUAAACCUGAUAUUAUAACUUGGAAUUCGGUUUUGUUGGGCUAUGUUCUUCAGGGGUCAUUUGAAAUGGUUCUCACUAGUUUUCGAAGCCUGUGUAAUGCAGGCUUCAAGCCAGAUUCGUACUUGGUAACUAGUGCUCUAAAAGCAGUUAUUGAAUUAGGUUUCUUUAAAUUAGGGAAAGAAAUCCAUGGUUACAUAAUGAAAAGUAAUCUUAACUGUGAUGUAUAUGUUUGUACUACAUUGGUGGAUAUGUAUGUUAAGAAUGAUUGCUUAGAAAAGGCUCAUGCAGUGUUCCGUCACGCAAAGAACAAAAAUGUCUGCACCUGGAAUUCUUUGAUAUCAGGUUACUCCUACAAGGGACUGUUUGGUGACGCCGAAAAACUAUUGAAUCAGAUGGAGGAGGAAGGGAUAAAACCUGAUUUGGUGACAUGGAAUUGUUUAGUUCCAGGUUAUUCAAUGCGAGGCCGGAUCGAGGAAGCUUUGGCAGUGAUGAAUCAGAUCAAAAGUUCAGGAAUUACUCCUAAUGUGGUGUCUUGGACUGCUUUGAUAUCAGGAUGUUCUCAAAACGGGAAAUACACCGAUGCUCUAAAGGUUUUCAGCCAAAUGCAAGCCGAAAAUGUAAAACCUAAUUUGAGAAUGAUUUGCAGCUUACUUUGUGCAUGUGCAGGCCUGUCUCUGUUGAAGAAAGGCGAAGAGAUUCACUGCUUUAGUAUGAAACUUGAGAUCGUAGAUGAUAUGUACGUUGCAACAGCGCUCAUUGAUAUGUAUAGUAAAGCAGGAAAGUUAGAAGUAGCAAAUAAUGUUUUCAGCAAAAUUCAGGAGAAAACACUUCCGUGUUGGAAUUGCAUGAUGAUGGGAUAUGCUAUACAUGGCCAUGGUGAAGAGGUAAUGAUUCUUUAUGACAAAAUGCGCGACAAGUGCAUUAGACCCGACGCGAUAACGUUCACAGCUCUUCUAUCUGGCUGCAAGAAUUCAGGUUUAGUCGAUGAAGGAUGGAAAUACUUCGACAGUAUGCAAGAAGAGUAUAAUAUUAUUCCAACGAUUGAGCACUACUGUUGCAUGGUAGACCUUCUUGGAAAAGCCGGGUUUCUUGACAAAGCUUCGGAUUUCAUCAAAACUAUGCCGAUUAAGCCAGAUGCGAGUAUUUGGGGUGCUCUUCUAACAUCCUGCAGAAUUCACAAAAACAUUAAGCUAGCAGAGGUUGCAGCAGAGAAGCUUUUCAAGAUGGAACCAAAAAAUUCUGCUAACUAUGUGUUGAUGAUGAAUUUAUAUUCGAGUUUAAACCAAUGGGAUGAUGUGGAGCGUCUUAAACGCUCGAUGAUUGAUUUGGCGAUGAAAAGUCCACCUGUUUGGAGCUGGACCCAAGUUAAUCAGAGUAUUCAUGUGUUUUCGACAUAUGGGAAACCGCAUCCAGAAGAAGGGGAAAUAUACUUCGAGCUAUAUCGGUUAAUUUCCGAGAUACGAAAUCUUGGUUAUGUAGCUGAUCUCAAUUGUGUAUGUCAAAAUACUGAUGACAACGAGAAAGAGAAGGUUCUUCUGAGUCACACUGAGAAGUUGGCAAUGGUUUAUGGAGUGAUGAAAACGAAAGGUGGAUCGCCAAUUAGAGUUGUUAAGAACACAAGAAUUUGUAGCGACUGUCAUACAGUUGCAAAGUACAUUUCUUUGGCCCGAAAUUGCGAGAUUUUACUUAGAGAUUAUGGUCGUUUUCACCAUUUUAAAGACGGAAAAUGUGCUUGUAACGAUUGUUGGUAA